AUGACGUCGGGCUCAUCAGAAUCGAUAUCGCAGGGGAGUGAAAAGGACGGCAUCAGGGCUCUCCACGGAGACAACGUUUCUCGUGGCGCGGAGGGAACAAGACCACAGGAGCGCGUUGUGAGAAGCAUCAGCGCGGAAGGCGAGUACGUGACAAUCGGCGACCAGACUUUCAGAAGAAGCGAAUUUGUGAAUAUUUUCGCCAGUGAUUUGGACGAGGAAACCUAUAGGAGGCGACCAAAGUCGAAGAAGCUCGCCAAUCCGAUUCCGCUGGGGUUAGCCUCUUUCUCGUUCUGUUGCCUGACGCUGUCGUUGUGCAAUGCGAGGGUGCGCGGAGUUACAAAUAACAACCUUCUGAUUUCUGCCUUUAUGUUUUUCGGUGGGGCCAUUGAGUUGUUUGCUGGGUUGCUGUGUUUCUGCACGGGGGACACCUAUGCGAUGACUGUUUUCAGUUCGUUUGGCGGCUUCUGGAUCUGCUGGGGCUGUAUCAAUAUAGAGCAAUUCGGGGUUGCCAGAGCGUAUGCCGAUGACCCGGAAAUGUUGAGUAGCAUACAAGGAUUUUUCCUUGCUGGGUGGACGGUGUUUACUUUUCUUGUUAUGAUCUGUUCGAUGAAGAGCACCUGGGGAUUGUUUUUGCUGCUGUUCUUCCUAGAUUUGACAUUUUUAAUGUUAUGCAUCGGCACUUUCAUCUCCAACGUGAAUGUUCUUAUGGCAGGUGGUUAUUUUGGUAUAUUGAGUAGUUGCUGCGGUUGGUAUUCGUUGUAUUGUGCUAUCGCUAGUCCUAGUAACUCCUAUGUUCCAUUAGUUGCAUACCCGAUGCCUGAUGCAGGUCUGGUGUAG
This is a messenger RNA of Zygotorulaspora mrakii, 837 nucleotides long. RefSeq names its product putative ammonium permease ATO3 (gene ATO3). The record is from RefSeq and is a predicted model, not a curated record. Lineage: Eukaryota; Fungi; Ascomycota; Saccharomycetes; Saccharomycetales; Saccharomycetaceae. Gene Ontology annotation, molecular function: acetate transmembrane transporter activity. Gene Ontology annotation, cellular component: plasma membrane. Bases 1 to 837 code for a protein of 278 amino acids. The transcript has a single exon.